Messenger RNA from Zea mays, 1182 nucleotides. RefSeq lists its product as uncharacterized. The transcript is spliced from 6 exons. Lineage: Eukaryota; Viridiplantae; Streptophyta; Magnoliopsida; Poales; Poaceae. The record is from RefSeq and is a predicted model, not a curated record.
AUGGCUACCGCAGGGAACUUGGCCCUCAAUGACGGUGCUGGCCUUUACCCAGCCCUCGAGGGUGCUGCCGGAGAUGAUCCGACUCAAAUGGAUAGUGCCAGCUACUACCUAGGCCCCGAGGGUGCUACCGGAGAUGAUCCGGCUCGGAUGGGUAGUGCAAGCUAUGAUCCAGCCCCCGAGGGUGGGGUCGCUUUAGAGGCUAGCGUACCUGAUGACAAGGUUUUGGGUUCUGCUGAUGUCACUGAAUUGGUCCCUCCUGAAUCGUUGCAAGUUGCUCCAGGUGGUGAUCCUUUGCCGAGCCAUCAGCUGAUCUCUCACGAUUUGGGAGUCCCUUCCUUCUUUUCCAACUUCCAGGCGCUGGUCGAUGAGAUGUCUAGUCGGCUAAGGUUGCAGGGUGCUUCCGUCCCGGAAGGAGCUUUGUCUCUGGCGCGUUGGAAUCCGGUGCUGCUUCAGCGGCGUGUUUCUGACUUAGAGGCGGCAAAUGCUGAUAUGACUCGGCAAUAUUCUGCUCUUGAGGAAAAACGCUCUCAAGAUCAAGCUGAACUGGUCCGGCGGUGUUCUGAUCUUGAGGAAAAGUAUUCCCAAAGUCAGACAGAGCUGGCCCAGGUCUCUGCUUCUCUGAAUGACACCAACACGCUGAACUCUACUCUCCGCGCUCAGCUUGACUCUGAGAAGCUGACCUCUGAUUCUUGCUUGCAGGAAGAAAAACAUGCCCUUGUUACUUCUCGUGACAAUCUUGACAGGCUAUAUCGUGACUCUAGCAACUCGUUGACCAUCUUGGAGAGGAGUCAUCGCUUCACCAGGGAGGAGUUAGACAAUCUUCGUUAUAAGCUGCAGGAAUCCUUGGAUGAUGUGAUUCGCCUCAGGGAGUUGAUAUCGGCCAAAGAUGUUGUCAUCAAGAAUCUGCGUGCUUCCAAGAAAUCUGUCGCCCAGGAGCUAGAGACCGCUCAGUUGGCUGUCAAGGUUGCUGAAGAGACUUCCGCUACUCUGAGGGCCCAGCGCGAUAAAGCUAUGGAUAAAGCUAUUCGCGCGGGGCGGAUUCUGAUAAGGAGACCUAGUGUGGUGUAAGCCUAAUUCCCUUUCAUUGUCCCAGACGACAUAGUGGCAGAUGUGAACGUUGCUCCUGAUUCCUCCAGCCGUCCUUCUUCGUCGGUUGCUCCUGAGAAGAAUUUUGCAGAAUAG